Messenger RNA from Choloepus didactylus (southern two-toed sloth), 3515 nucleotides. It is a transcript of the gene INPP5B, whose product is annotated as inositol polyphosphate-5-phosphatase B. Lineage: Eukaryota; Metazoa; Chordata; Mammalia; Pilosa; Megalonychidae. The transcript has 24 exons. Gene Ontology annotation, molecular function: inositol-1,4,5-trisphosphate 5-phosphatase activity; phosphatidylinositol-4,5-bisphosphate 5-phosphatase activity. The record is from RefSeq and is a predicted model, not a curated record. The coding region runs from base 71 to 2791 and encodes 906 amino acids. Gene Ontology annotation, cellular component: cytosol; membrane. Gene Ontology annotation, biological process: phosphatidylinositol dephosphorylation; signal transduction.
GGGCCAUGGUAUCCUGCGCCCAGCGGUGACAGCUCAGGAGGGUGUGUCUGUCUGCUCAUCAGGGGCAGGCAUGGACCAGUCCACGGCGAUCCAGGAGACCCUGGCUGAGGGGGAAUACUGCGUCAUCGCGGUGCAAGGCAUGCUGUGUGAGGGAGACAGUCGGCAGAGCCGCCUCCUGGGGCUUGUCCGAUACCGUCCGGAACACGGUGGCCAGGAACACGCCCUCUUCCUGUAUACGCACCGGAGGAUGGCCAUUAUCGGGGAUGAUGUCUGUUUGGACCAGAUAGUGCCAAUCUCGCGGGAUUUUACGCUGGAAGAAGUCUCCCCAGAUGGUGAAUGCUACAUCCUCGGCUCAGAUGUGACCAUCCAGCUGGACACAGGGGAGCUCAGCCUCAUAUUCCAGCUCCCCUUUGGCUCACACACCAGGACGUUCCUCCAGGAAGUCUCCAGGGCCUGCCCAGGCUUCGAUUCUGCGACCCCAGAUCCCGAGUUCCUGUGGCUGUCUCGAAACAGGUGCAUGGAGCCGGAGCCGGAGCCGGAGCCGGAGCCGGAGCGGGAGGGGGACUCUCCAGUGCCUCGGGGUGGUUCUAUCUUUGACAAUUCGGGGCCAAAUGGGAAAUGUCUGUUUGUGGACCAAAGCUCCAGGAGUCAGGAUAAAUCAGAAAACCUGUUUACCAGACAGAAUAAAUCCAAGUCUGAAAUUACCAACAUGGUUCGCUCCUCCGCUGUCACAGUAUCAGACAAGGCUCAUAUUUUAUCGAUGCAAAAGUUUGGCCUGCGAGAUACAAUUGUGAAAUCACAGCUACUACAGAAAGAAGAGGAAUACACCUAUAUCCAGAACUUCAGAUUCUUUGUGGGAACAUACAAUGUGAAUGGACAGUCCCCCAAAGAAUGCCUCCGACCGUGGCUAAGCCAUGGUAUCCAGGCUCCAGACGUGUACUCUGUAGGAUUUCAGGAACUUGAUCUGAGUAAGGAAGCCUUUUUUUUUCAUGAUACCCCAAAGGAGGAAGAGUGGUUUAAAGCUGUAUCAGAGGGUCUUCAUCCAGAUGCCAAAUAUGCAAAGGUGAAGCUCAUCCGACUAGUUGGGAUUAUGCUCCUUUUAUAUGUCAAGCAAGAACAUGCAGCAUAUAUCUCAGAAGUGGAAGCUGAGACUGUGGGGACAGGAAUCAUGGGGAGGAUGGGUAACAAAGGUGGAGUGGCAAUCAGGUUUCUGUUCCACAAUACCAGCAUCUGCAUUGUGAAUUCUCACUUGGCAGCCCACACAGAAGAGUAUGAGAGGAGGAACCAGGACUACAAAGACAUUUGUUCUCGAAUGCAGUUUUGUCAGGUUGACCCAAGCCUUCCCCCUCUGACCAUCAGCAAGCAUGACGUGAUCCUGUGGCUGGGGGACCUCAACUACAGGAUAGAAGAGCUGGAUGUGGAAAAGGUGAAAAAGCUCAUCGAAGAGAAGGCCUUUCAAACCCUGUAUGCGUAUGACCAGCUGAAGACUCAGGUGGCUGCAAAGGAGGUCUUUGAAGGUUUCACAGAGGGCAAACUCACAUUCCAGCCUACAUAUAAGUAUGAUACUGGCUCUGACGACUGGGAUACCAGUGAGAAGUGUCGUGCUCCUGCCUGGUGUGACCGGGUCCUCUGGAAAGGGAAGAACAUCACUCAAUUGAGUUACCAGAGCCACAUGGCCCUGAAGACCAGUGACCACAAGCCUGUCAGCUCAGAGUUUGACAUUGGGGUGAGGGUCAUAAAUGACGAGCUUUACCGGAGGACCCUGGAAGAGAUUGUUCGCUCCCUGGAUAAGUUGGAAAAUGCCAACAUUCCCUCUGUUUCUCUCUCCCAGAGAGAGUUCUGUUUUCAGAAUGUGAAGUACAUGCAGUUGCAAGUAGAAUCCUUUACAAUUCACAAUGGACAAGUACCCUGUCAGUUUGAAUUCAUCAACAAGCCUGAUGAAGAAUCCUACUGUAAGCAGUGGCUGAAUGCCAACCCCAGCAGAGGGUUCCUCCUGCCAGAUUCUGACAUUGAGAUUGAAUUGGAGCUAUUUGUAAAUAAGACCACAGCCACAAAGCUCAACUCUGGUGAAGACAAAAUUGAGGACAUUCUGGUUUUGCACUUGGACAGGGGAAAGGAUUACUUUUUGUCUGUGUCUGGAAACUACCUACCCAGUUGUUUUGGGUCUCCCAUUCAUACACUGUGCUAUAUGAGGGAGCCAAUUUUGGAUCUACCACCUGAAAUAAUUAGAGAACUGACUCUGAUGCCAGUACAGGCUGAAGAUGAUGGGAGCCAGUUGGAGAACCCCAUGGAAAUCCCCAAAGAGCUCUGGAUGAUGGUUGAUUACCUGUACCGAAAUGCUGUCCAGCAGGAAGAUCUGUUUCAGCAACCAGGCCUGAGAUCAGAAUUUGAGCAUAUAAGGGACUGUUUGGAUACUGGAAUGAUUGACACCCUCUCUGCUAGCAAUCAUUCUGUAGCUGAGGCCUUGUUGCUUUUCCUGGAGAGCCUCCCAGAGCCUGUCAUUUGUUACAGUGCCUACCAUAGCUGUUUGGAGUGUUCUGGCAACCACACAGCAAGUAAACAGGUCAUCUCCACUCUCCCCAUAUUCCACAAAAAUGUCUUCAACUACUUGAUGGCGUUUUUGCAAGAAUUGCUGAAAAAUUCAGCAAAAAAUCAUUUGGAUGAGAAUAUUCUAGCUAGCAUAUUUGGCAGCUUGCUGCUUCGAAGCCCAGCUGGUCACCAAAAGCUUGAAGUGGCAGAAAAGAAGAAGGCUCAAGAAUUUAUUCACCAGUUCCUCUGCAACUUAUCUUAAGCCUUCUAUCUCCUUCCCUAUUUUACUGGAGGCAGCCAAUUACCAGCCCCACCUAUUUCAGCUCAAGGGAUGCCUUAAGAGGUGUGAGGUCCUCUUGGAAGCAAGAAUGGUAGUUGCCUGUUUUCUGAGCCCAGAUCCUCAUGGCUAGCACACUCAGCGCUAUUAAAUUGUGAAAGAUACAGGGGAAAAUCCACAACAAUAAAACUGACAUUUGGUGUUCAACUUUAGUUAUUUAACACAGCUAGAUCUCUAUUCCAUCUUUUAAUUUAAAAAUUUUUAAAAUAACUUUACUUCUUGUGCUCUUGCAGUAUGCCUUCAGGGCAUAGUCAGUACCUUCCCUGUGUCCUGGGAUGAGCGCCUCAUGAUCAGAUAUCAUUUAAACAAACUUUGGAGUCCUGAAAGGAAAGUGAGUUGGACAGUAAGAAUGCAGAUGGAAAUUGCUGAAUAAACAGGCUGCACCUCAGGGGCUUCCUGUGCUCAGUCUGAGGACAUGUGUAUAUGCAUAUGGAGACCCUAUCCUCCACCUACUCAGAAGUGGCUCAAUAUUUGAGGCUGGCCACUCAGUCUCUGAGGGCAACAGUGUCUUGAAAAUGAAAGCACAGAAGAAAUCAGUGUUCUGGUGAAGUAAGUGGGAUUUUCUGGGCCAGCAAAUCCUCCAAACUGUAUAUAAUGCAUCCCUUCAUUUGUGUAAUAUAUUUUGAUGAUAAAUGUAUUUUUAACAGUG